AUGUCUGAGGACGACGAAGGUAGGUGCAUCUUAAAAGAACAAAGUGUAUGCAAGGUGAGCCAGCAAGGUUGGGUUGCUAGGAACAGCGUGGAGGACAUCGCAGAGAUUCAAAAUUAUCGUUGCUUUGCUGAGCUCACUCGCCGUGUGACUCGAGGUGGUGUCUCAACGAGGACAAGCUCGAAGCCCGGCAAAAAAACAAAAACUAAGAAAGAGGGCGAAUUGACCAUGAUGCGAACCGGACACACGCAAGGGGGUAAAAAAGGGAAAGGCAAAAAAGGUAAAGAAACAGGAUCAGCCGGAAAGAAAGGAAAAGGCGAAUAG
Ornithodoros turicata is the source of this 321-nucleotide messenger RNA. RefSeq lists its product as uncharacterized. The record is from RefSeq and is a predicted model, not a curated record. The transcript is spliced from 7 exons. Lineage: Eukaryota; Metazoa; Arthropoda; Arachnida; Ixodida; Argasidae. The coding region runs from base 1 to 321 and encodes 106 amino acids.